Cucurbita maxima (winter squash) is the source of this 2526-nucleotide messenger RNA. RefSeq names its product extensin-2-like. The transcript has 3 exons. The coding region runs from base 12 to 2180 and encodes 722 amino acids. The record is from RefSeq and is a predicted model, not a curated record. Gene Ontology annotation, biological process: plant-type cell wall organization. NCBI's taxonomy places the organism in Eukaryota, Viridiplantae, Streptophyta, Magnoliopsida, Cucurbitales, Cucurbitaceae. Gene Ontology annotation, molecular function: structural constituent of cell wall.
AUUGCCUGACGAUGGGGACAAUGAAACCUCUCAGGCAUUGGCCUCACCUGCUGUUCCCGGCGGUGGUGAUUUGCCUCAUUGCCACUACCGUCGUUGUUGCUCAAGACGAUGAAGAGUUGCUACCUAUCAAAAAGCCUCAACUCGGUCAAAUUGAGUUACAUAAGCAUCAACAUCCCAAACAUUUUCCACCUAACCAUUAUCACCCUACACCCCCACCUUCCCCAAAAUAUCGCCACUACCCCAAGCCAUUGCCUCCCAAAUAUAAGCACCACAAGUCGCCACCACCAUCCUAUGUUUACAAGUCUCCGCCACCGCCACCUUACAUCUNUAAGUCUCCACCGCUGCCACCCUACAUCUACAAGUCUCCACCACCACCUCCGUAUAUUUAUAAGUCUCCUCCACCACCCCCCUAUGUCUACACAUCUCCUCCUCCACCAUCACCACCGCCUCCUUACGUCUAUAUCUCUCCUCCACCACCUCCCUACGUCUAUAACUCUCCUCCACCACCAUCUCCAUCACUACCGCCUCCUUACGUUUAUAGCUCUCCUCCACCACCAUCUCCAUCGCCACCACCUCCCUAUGUCUACAAGUCUCCUCCUCCACCAUCUGCAUCACCCCCGCCUCCUUACGUCUAUAGCUCUCCUCCACCACCAUCUCCAUCACCACCACCCCCUUAUGUAUAUAGUUCUCCUCCACCACCAUCUCCAUCGCCACCACCUCCCUACGUCUACAAAUCUCCUCCUCCACCAUCUCCAUCAUCGCCCCCACCUUACGUCUAUAGCUCUCCUCCACCACCAUCUCCAUCACCACCGCCUCCUUACACCUAUAGCUCUCCUCCACCGCCAUCUCCAUCGCCGCCACCUCCCUACGUUUACAAGUCACCUCCUCCACCAUCUCCAUCACCACCCCCACCUUACGUCUAUAGCUCUCCUCCACCACCAUCUCCAUCNCCACCGCCUCCUUACACCUAUAGCUCUCCUCCACCGCCAUCUCCAUCGCCGCCACCUCCCUACGUUUACAAGUCUCCUCCUCCACCAUCUCCAUCACCGCCCCCACCUUAUGUCUAUAAGUCCCCUCCACCACCUCUCUAUGUUUACAAGUCUCCCCCACCACCAUCUCCAUCGCCUCCACCUCCCUACAUUUACAAAUCACCUCCUCCACCCUCUCCAUCUCCUCCACCUCCCUAUGUUUAUAAAUCACCACCACCUCCAUCACCAUCCCCACCUCCACCAUACUAUUAUAAGUCACCACCCCCUCCAUCUCCAUCUCCUCCCCCUCCUUAUAUCUAUAAGUCACCACCUCCACCAUCUCUAUCACCACCUCCUCCAUAUAUUUAUAAAUCUCCACCUCCACCAUCUCCAUCACCUCCUCCACCUUAUUAUUAUAAGUCACCUCCACCCCCCUCUCCAUCACCCCCACCACCUUACUAUUACAAGUCCCCUCCACCUCCAUUGAAAUCCCCACCACCCCCUUAUUACUAUAAAUCUCCUCCACCACCAUCUCCAUCACCACCACCACCUUACUAUUACAAGUCUCCACCACCUCCAUUGAAAUCUCCCCCUCCACCGUAUUANUAUAAAUCUCCACCACCGCCAUCUCCAUCACCACCUCCUCCAUAUGUUUACAAAUCUCCUCCUCCACCAUCCCCAUCACCACCACCUCCUUACUAUUACAAGUCCCCUCCACCUCCAUUGAAAUCUCCUCCUCCUCCAUAUUAUUAUAAAUCUCCACCACCACCAUCUCCAUCACCACCUCCCCCAUAUGUUAACAAAUCUCCUCCUCCACCGUCCCUAUCACCACCACCUCCUUACUAUUACAAGUCCCCUCCACCUCCAUUGAAAUCUCCUCCUCCUCCAUAUUAUUAUAAAUCUCCACCACCACCAUCUUCAUCAUCACCUCUCCCACCAUAUGUUUACAAAUCUCCUCCUCCACCGUCUCCAUCACCACCACCUCCUUACUAUUACAAGUCCCCUCCACCUCCAUUGAAAUCUUCCCCUCCACCAUAUUAUUAUAAAUCUCCACCACCGCCAUCUUCAUCACCACCUCCUCCAUAUAUUUACAAAUUUCCACCUCCACCAUCUCCGUCACCUCCCCCGUCUUAUUAUUAUAAGUCACCUCCACCCCCGUCUUCGUCACCACCACCUCCUUAUUACUACAAGUCACCUCCUUCACCGUAUUAAAUUCAAACAUUAUCAACACUAUAGUGCAACUCGUACCCACUUCCAAAAGUGCCAAGGGAUGACAUUUCUAUUAUAUUAAAUUGCAUGAAUAACAUUAGCCAACUUCUUAUGCAUACGGUGAAGCUGAAAGCCGAUCGAUUUCUUCAAAGAUGUGAUUGUCACUCGAGCUCUUGCUAGUAAAUCAUCCGGAAAGAGUAGUCGUAUUAUUUUUUGGCAUCCAAGAUCCAGAUGCUAAAGAUUUGAAUUCUAUCAAUUGUUGUAUUUGAUUUUACAUUAUACUCUGCAAUGCAAAUUUAUUGUUUCUAGUUUGACAUUGCGGUUAAUCACAAUUUCGUCUAAAUUUAUG